GGCGACCAUACGGACUUCACACAUACAAGACAGGCAACUUAACGCGGAUCCACCCAACCCCUGCGAGAGAGGCAAAUCUCAUUCAGUCGGAUUCCAAUAUCAAUUGCUCGGCUUGGCUUGCCUGGGCGUCCAUUGUCGGGACAGAAUAACCGCAUGAACUUCGGCCGCACCCAAGAACCAGGUCUUCAGCCUGUUCAUAAAUAACCAUUCUGUUCUCUAUUUCUACUACACAUUCACUUUCACUUCGUCAGAGCCAUCCCGUGAAAGCUCAGCCUUGCCUUCUGUCCGUCUACAUAAGCCAUAGCCGUCUCUGCCACCACCGUCUUCCUCCUUCGUCCUUCAUUACCUUUUUCAAAUCCUCAAACCUCCUCCUCCUCCAUAUCAAAUCUUCCUUCGGGUAUCAACUCACAGCCCACGAUUUAUCCACGGUCCUUCCCCGUUCUUGUCAUCCGACACAGAUCCUUCGAAGCACCCAACAAUGUCCACCAACCUCCUCGAGCUGUCUUGGACACCCCUGCUCUCUGUCAGAAUGGUAGCAUUCUUGAUCACAGCAUUUAUCAUCAUCACUAUGAGCAAGGAUCUCUACAAGAGACUAUUCUCCCGUUGCUCCUUGCCCGAGUCUCUCCCUUGGGUCAGUGUCGAUGAUCGCCUCUUCUCACGUGCCCGUGCCACCGUCCGCACCUUUUUCCACACUCGAGAUCUGGUCUUAGAAGGUUACAAGAAGGUACGACCAAUCUCCACCUUUAAUGUUUGAGAAUGCUCACAUGUCCAGUAUUCCAAGAAUGAUCUCCCAUUUGUGCUUCCCAACGUCACCACUGGCCCUGAAGUCAUUCUUCCUAUGUCGCAGAUGGAGUGGCUCCUACACCAGCCAGACAACGUUCUCUCGCAGAACGAAGUCAACCGACACUUUCUUCAAGCCGAUUACACCAUGCUUCAUCCAAAAAUCAUUACCGAUGCCGUUCAUGAUGAUGUCAUUCGGAAAGAGUUGACAAAGCUGCUUGGCGAUUACACUGAAGAUGUCCAGGAUGAAAUCGAUUUCGCCUUCAGAAAGGUGUGGGGCGUCAAUACCGAAGACUGGAUUGAAGUACCUGCAUACUACACCAUGUUGGAUGUUAUUGCUCGAAUCUCAAACAGAGUAUUGGUUGGCCUUCCACUCUGCCGUGAUGAGGAGUAUCUCAAGCCAUCCCAGAAUUUCGCUCGUCUAGUUGUCGUCCAAGGCACUCUCAUCUCUCUCUUUCCACCAAUCUUCAAGCCAAUUGUCGCGCCCCUGAUCAACUUCUUCGAUACCCUAAGAUACUGGAAGUGUGCGAAAUAUAUCGUCCCAACUGUCAAGUUCAGAAACUCUGCUCCCCUAGAUGACGAGAAGAAGAAGAGUGACUACGUCCAAUGGUGCAUUGACCAUUCACAUCGCAAAAACGAUCCGUCUGAGCGUACUUCCGACAUUAUCUCCAAAAGACUCAGCGUUAUCAGUUUCGCUGCAAUUCAAUCAUCGGCCAUCACUUUGACGAACCUCAUCCUCGAUCUCGGCGCCAGUCCUGAAAUUACCACAUACCUGUCCAUCAUUCGAAAUGAAGUUCUCGCUGAACUUGCAGCUGAAAGUGGCGUCUGGUCUAAGGCAGCUCUAGCUCGUAUGGUAACCCUUGACAGUACACUCCGGGAGAGUCUGCGAAUGUGGGGUUUCGUCAGUCGUGGUAUUCUGAAGGAAGUCACCAAGAAGGGUGGUGUGACUCUUCCAACAGGUGAACAUUUGCCGCGAGGCACGAAGGUUGGCAUGCACGCAUAUCCUGUUCAUCAUGAUGAGGAGUACUACACAGACCCCAACACAUUCAACCCGAUGAGAUUCUGCACUCAGGAUGAGAAUUCGGCCGAUGGCCAAGCAUAUGCUGGAAAGAACAAAGGCACUGCUCUGGUCACAACAAGCGCGACUUUUAUGACAUUCUCUCACGGAAGACAUGCUUGCCCCGGUCGCUUCUUCGCUUCCCAGCAGUUGAAGCUGGUCCUCGCAUACGUUUCGCUCAACUAUGACAUCCAGCCCAUCGCUUCCCGUCCACCAAACGACUGGUUCGUCGGGAGUCAAGGUCCACCCCUCGAUGUCAAAGUUUGUAUCCGUCGUCGCCAAGGUACAGUCUAACAGAUACGCUUCCAGCAUUGGCAAUUGUUAUCCACUUUUGGCCCUCCGUGUUUACAACUCUCAACAGCACUGUACACAAGCAAGGAAGACUUACGAUGUAUCCACACACAUGAUACUUGCAUGGAUUCAUGGGUAUCUCCUGCUUGGUUCGAUCACUCUAGUGAUUUGAAAUUGUAUGCACGCCAUCGACUUCGUCAUUCUGGCCAGACCUUUGCAUGUUUUUGUCUCAGCAUUUAGGUGGUUAUGUCAGGGCUUUGGCGCUUUACAUAGGUUGGCGUUGAAAACAUUCUCCAUUUUUCGGGCGUUUUGAUUUUGUUUUCUUUUUGUUAUACAUUUCAGUCUGCAAGUCCCAACCUCACUCAAUCCUGGGCAUGUUCAUUUCUCCAUCAAGCUCUGCAAAUCUGGCUUCACUGGCGUUGCGUAUUGUGCUUAGGCACUGAAUUGUCUCCUGGGACUGUGUGAUAGCUUCACUACUAGAUGGGAUGGGAGAAUAUGUACCGGUAAUGCAAAGAGACUUUUGGCAUUCUAUUGUGGCGUUUGUUUUUGAUUUUGCUAUGCAUAGGUUGAGUUGAUUGAUGGUUGGGCUCCGCCUUAGCGAUGGCAUUUGCGAAUAAACGUGGAUUUUGAACUUGUGUCAUAUAGCGAGCUAGAUUUCUGAAGCUUGUGAAUAGAACACUGUGUGGAACGA
Molecule: messenger RNA, 2819 nt
Organism: Cadophora gregata
Lineage: Eukaryota; Fungi; Ascomycota; Leotiomycetes; Helotiales; Ploettnerulaceae
Exons: 5
Coding region: 839-2131 (430 amino acids)
Molecular function (GO): monooxygenase activity; heme binding; oxidoreductase activity, acting on paired donors, with incorporation or reduction of molecular oxygen
Source: RefSeq, a predicted model, not a curated record